Molecule: messenger RNA, 7306 nt
Organism: Odontomachus brunneus
Lineage: Eukaryota; Metazoa; Arthropoda; Insecta; Hymenoptera; Formicidae
Gene: Smyd4-2
Product: SET and MYND domain-containing protein 4
Exons: 8
Coding region: 3527-5362 (611 amino acids)
Molecular function (GO): protein binding
Source: RefSeq, a predicted model, not a curated record
AAAAUAUGUUUGGGGACAAAAAACUGUAAUUUUAGAUAAACACUCAGAUAAACCAGUUUUUUUCUCUCGAUGUACAAGAAAAUAUCAGAAAAAUAAAAAAUGUUCCGUACUGGUACAUGUAUUUUCGACACUGCAGUUUGAAUUGUUCGUUAUUUUUAAUGUCAGUAUGGGGAAAAUUUUAUCCUGAGUAAUAACUAUUAUGUAACAUAUUUUAUAUUAUUAUAUAUGCAUAGUAUGAGAAUUGCAGAAAAACGAAUUAUUCGUUGCGCUUCUAAGCAAUAACGAGUAGUUGUAAACGUGUUCAUCGCAUUGUUUGUCAUCGUUUACAAAAGAACUGUUGCAUAAAUAAAUUUAUCGAUUAAAUUUUUGGUUGAAGAAAACAGAAUAUCUGGUUCAUUAUGAAUCAAAUUCGAUUCUAAGAAUUAAAAAUUCUAUUUCUUUCAACUAAAACAGUUCGUUUAUUAUCAAGUUAAUUCAACCAAACUUUUCUUUGUCUAGCAUUUAAUGAUAUACGUGAAAAAUAUAAUUCAGUAUGGGAAUUUAUUUUUAUACACGCGUUUCAGAACUAUUGAAAAAGUUUCAUACUUCUUGGAAAAAGUUACUUCUGCGUGCAGAUUUAUGCUUUGAUCUCUACAAAUUUUCCUUUGGAAUUUUUUCUACAGUAUAUCCCAGCCGCGGGCAAAGCUACUAUUUUAAACUAGUGCAAGAUAUUGCACUUUUCAUAAUUUCAAAAUUACAACUUUUCGGACAAUCAAACGAUUCGGACUGCACAAAGUGCAGUUGCUGCAUUUGGCGAAACAGACAUGAAGGAGAAAUAACUUUCUUCUAUGAUUUUAUGCGCGCAAAAUGAUUCUAUAAACCGUAUAUGUAUUUCUUUGCAAUAACCGAAAUACAAACAUGCUACAACAUGGCUGCUUUGCCCUGAUAUCGGGUCAAGGAAACUAGCAAUCCAGAAUAAAAAGAUUAUAAUAUAUGUACGUCCUUAUACCUUAAAAAAUAUUUUGUCAUUUAGAACUAUUUUGUAAUAAUUGAACUUUAUUGUUUUGUGCCAGGGAGAAAAAGUAUAAAAUAUAUUUCCGAUGGACAGAAUAUAGUAAUUUUUGUUCUCUUUUUGUAUUAACAUAAGGUCAACUUUACCUCGUUCAUUCACGUGCUCGAUUACAAUCAUUUUAUGAAUAGAAAUUACUUGUAUUAUCCGAAACAGUAGGAAUAUUUCUCGUUCUAACUAAUAAUACUCACUUAAUUUUACUCACGAUGGAGAAUAUUAACACGAAAUGUCGAGAUGCUCGAAAAUGUACUCGACUGCUCCUAAAUCAGUUUUACCUACUUUCGAGCUAUAAUAUUUUUCCAUUUCGGUAUAACUCGGGGAAAAAUACGCAUGUUCUAAGAGGAACGUUUUACAUUUUCGUUUCCACUGUUCCUCUUACGAUAAAUACCAAGAACCAUAAACAUGACUAACAUAACCUUCGGGCCAACUAGACCCGGUCUGCCCUACUUUUUCAACUAAUGAAUGUUUAUAUCCUCGAGGAAAAUUCUCGCGUGUCGCGUGUUACGCGACGCGUGUUACGCGAUUCGGAUAGUUUAUUAAAUAAGUAAGUAUAUGAACGUGUGUGUAUGAUAAUUUUUAUAUAUAUAUAUAUAUAUAUAUAUAUAUAUAUAUAUGCACGAACAUACGCGUUAAUUUCAUAUGCGCACGCGGAUGGCAGGAUUUAACGGAUGCGCGGCAAAAUUUUCACGGCACUUUCGCGCAGCGAAGGAAAAUCUGGCGACGACAAUGCUGAAAAAUUCAUGCCUUUCGUAAAAGAGAAUAUGAGCGGGAUUGCGAAUAGAUAAGGCGGGACACCUGACACGUAUAUGACGAGUAACGGGGCAUACGUGGUCAGACGUUAAAUCGAUACAACUGCCGGCGCGCGGCGGUCCUACGGGAAUUUCAUAUGACGUUACCGCGCGAAAAGCUCCACUUACUCCAAGAAGUCAAGUGUCGAUAUUUCAUCAGAGAAGGAGCAUCGAUACUUUACGCGCUCUCGAGGAUGGGUGAGACGUCGGGAGGAACGUCCGCGUACAAAUUCUCCCGGAGCGAACGGCGCGGUUGAUCUUCGGCAGGCGGCGUUUUAAAACGCGCGUGAAAUAGCGUUCGACGAUCGACGCACGGAGAACCGCAGUAGGAAACGGUAGAAAAAUUUCCACCUCUCUACGAUAUUAUUUUGUGAUUGCAGCUUCUGUUUCGUUUCCUCUCCUAAUUAAAAUGAAGUGAAUUAACUGAAGGACGUAAUUUCGUCGCUCGUUUCCUUACCUUAAAUCCCGCCAAACGUCUUAUUUUUAGUCGCUAAUUCCCGGAAAGAAAUUGGAAUUCUUAUUUUUCAUUAAUACUGCAUAUAUACUGCAACUGCAUAUUUUAAGGACCAAUAGAGAAUAUUCCGAGGUUUAAAUUCAUAAAGACUAUUUCUUUAUUGCUGCAAACUGUUACUCUGGUCGUUUCCUCUGACUCUCGUUAUCUCUCUGAAUAUUAAACAUUUAUUAUUAUACAUUUAUCUCUUGUUGUUAAGGAAUUAUUUAACAUUCGAUUUCCAUAUUCUGCAUCUUUCUUUUACUUUCAAAAAGCAAUGUAUUAAUUAUACAACUUAUUAAACUACUAACAAAGUAUGUGCAAUAAAAAAAUAUUAAAUGAUACAGGUAAAUAAUGAGAUGAAAUUGGUAAGUAAUAUUAGACUACAACAAUUGAGCACAACGCUUUUUGGUCUGUUCUAUUAUUGCACUACAAAACUCGUGUACACUCGAUGCUAUACCAUUCACUAGAUCGAUACUCACUAAAAAUUCAUAAACAGCUGCAUCCGUCUUCAAUUACGCGUUUCUCAUGGCUGUUGAUCAAUCUAAGAUAUGUUAGAUACUAAAAGAAAGGUAAGUAAGAGAUUAAUUUUGUAAAGACAAAUAAUUGCAAUUAGUUAUAUAAAUUAAUUUGAAUUCGUAAUCAAAUAGUCUGCCUCCCCAUAUAGAAUUGCAUAUAAGCGGAUAACUCUUAGUGUCGGUCUACAACCUUCAGCAGCUGACCAACCACAGUAAAUUAUUCUCCUUACGUCUCAAGAAUAAUCGAUUGUGAUUGGUCAGUUGCUUACAACUUAAAGUUUAAAGCGAGGUUGUAGACCGACACUUAGGACUGUGACAGAAAAACUUAAGCAGUUUAAAAAUUUAGUUGAUAAAAGUUACAAAAUACAAUCUAAAAUAGUACACGCUGCACACUCGUACUAAGUUAAUCUUUAAUAAGUUAGGGUUACGGACUAAGCAGUUAAUAAUUCCAUUGCUUCCGGGUGUCUGUGACACUUAACAGGCUACAGAAAUCGUGAUAUUCCUUAUUAUCCAACUACUCCUUAAUUUUCGUGCUUUUUCUUUAACACAUUUCCUUUUAAACAGGACGUGAAAUCUUGAAUGUAUCGAAAUCAUGGGAUGGAAGUGGUUCAAGAAUGGAAGUGAUACAGGAAUAGAUGCGAUACAGGAAUGGAGGUGAUCUAGGAGUAGAGGUGUUCCAGUAAUGGAUGCGAUCCAGGGAUGGAGACGAUCCAAGAAUGGAGGCCAAGGAUCCGGCCAGGAUCCGGAAAUAGAGAAUGGAGAUUGGCAGGAGCUGCGGCGCAGGAGGGAGGAGUGCGAAGAUUUCCUGCGAAGCAACGAGAGCUCUCUGGCGCCCUUCGAUCCCGCCAGCAGCGACGUCAACAGGGUAGCUCGGUUAAUCUUGGACGGUCAAGGAGGUGGCGCGCCGUUAAAUGGCGCUGUUAAUUCCGAGCUUGGCUGGUCGUCCGACUCCCUGGGAAUCUGUGAGACCGCGGCAGCGGGUAAACACGCCGUCGCAACCAGGGAAAUACAUCCGGGCGAUAUUCUGGUAGUCGAGCCACCGCUGGCGGGUUGUCUCCUACCCGAAUUCUAUGGCACCCAUUGUCAGCAUUGUUACACGAGACUGACAGCGCCAGUCGGAUGCCCGAACUGCAGCAGCGUCGCCUUCUGCGGCACAAAGUGCAGAGACAACGCGAUGACAACGUAUCACAAGUACGAGUGCAAAAUCUUGGCCCUGUUGAUAGGCUCCGGCAUGAGCAUACUCAGCAUGCUCGCCUUUCGGAUGGUGACGCAGGAGGGUCUGCACAAGUGUUUGAGGAUCUACGAUGAGUUAAGGAAGAGUGGCGGGUGCGCCGGCGAAAAGGCCGCGGCGCCUUCGGCGACGCUCGCGGUGACGACGCCGGAUAUGCUCGACGCGAAGUCGCCGAGCAGGUCGGCCAGGAGGAGAAUCAGACGGAGGAAACUGAGGGAGUCUAGACGGGGCGAGGGGAUUACCGCGACGACAACGACGACGGCGACGACGGAGAAGCAGGAGAAAGUGAUGAAGGAGGAAGAGGAGGAGGAGGAAAAGGAGGCGAAAGAGAACGACGAGGAGAAGGUGAGCACAAUAAAGUCCCGCGACAACGGCGGCGAUGGCGACGACGAGAACGUCGACGUGGGACCGUACAAUUUGGUGACGCACCACGACAGACGGACGGGCAAAGACUUCCUGGAGAGAUCGCUGAUGGCGGCCUUCCUACUCAAGUGCUUGCAGAGAGUCGGCUUUUUCGCUCACCCCACGGCGGACGACGAGAUCCCGGGCACCGAGGAGAUCACCGUAGCCGCCCUGCUGCUGAGGAACCUGCAGCUGCUCCAAUUUAAUGCCCACGAGUUCUUCGAGACGCGGCUAAGCGAGCAGCAUCGAUUCCGCGGCAGUCGACCGGUCUAUCUCGGCGUGGCAAUUUAUCCCACGGUCGCCCGUUUCAAUCACGACUGCUACCCCGCAGUGACGAGAUACUUCGUCGGCCGGCACAUCGUAAUAAGAGCGACUCGCGGUCUGCGGCCUGGCGACGUUAUUGCCGAAAACUACGGGCCCAUAUUUACGAAGAGGACCCUCGCUGAACGUCAAAGGACACUGGCGGCAAGAUAUUGGUUCCGGUGCGGAUGCAACGCCUGCCAGGAGGACUGGCCGCGCUUUGAGAAUCUGACGAACGACUCCGCGAGGUUGAGGUGUCCCACGGCGGGAUGCGGCAGAUUGCAUUCGCGGGCGCAGCAGCAACAGAAGCAGCCAUCUAAGCUGAUAAAAUGUUCGGGUUGUCAAAAGAAAAUCUGCUUGAAGGAUCGUCUGGCGUCCCUGCGGGAGUGUGAGGCACUCUAUGCUCGCGGAUUGGCGAGUAUGGAGGACGAGCGGGUCGGCGAGGCGAUCGGGAUGUUGCGCGACGCCCUGAAGAGAUUUCACCAAGUCGCCUGUCCACCGCACCGGGACACGCACCUGGCCGAAAUUGCUUUAAGCUCUUGUCUGGCUGACUCCGGGAAUACUUGGAGACCGACGGCGCUUUGAGCGCGCCGGACGCAGUGGAAGAGGCGGGGGUGGCGCAGGGAAAGGAGCAGAAGCGGCAGGAAGUGGAAGAGAGAGAGAAGCCGCAUAUCCGCGGCUCCUCUUGUAAGCACGCCCGUGUGCGGCCGUGAUAUCGCCGCGAAUAAAAGACGGGAGCGGCAGCGUUUGAUCGCGCCGCAACGUCAGAUGGCAAUUUCACGGGCGGCUAGGAGCGGAGGGGGUACGAAAUUUGGGCUUUUCGCACGCGCGCGAGAGGGAUGUUAUCUUUAUUGCCGGUUGCGAGAUUGCCGAUUCGCACGCCGACGCGAUAAAGCUUCUCACCGAGGAACAAUGCGACAAAAAGGCAGCCGUCCUCUCGCGCAAACGGCGCGUAAUGUCGCACGCACGCACAUCAUCGCUAAUGCACACAAGCACGAGCACGCACACACAUACAGCGCAGAAACUUGCAGCUGUACUGCAAGGAAUAUUCUAUACUACAGUACAAUGUUACAGAGACAUUGCAUAGAUAAUUUUCAUCAUGUUACAUACUAGCGAUACUUCAUAAACAUUGUGAAAAUAUAAUAAUUUGAUGUAUUUAUGUAUACUAGAACCCAGAUAGACUCAUGACGUGAAACAAUCGGUUGGCAAAAGCUCUAUUUUUUAAAUGUAAUUUUUCAAAUUACAUUUAUGAGGCAAAUAUUGACUUAAAUCAAAUUUCCAUCACGCAACGAUAUAAAUUUUUUAUUAUAUCGAUGCAAUGACAAAUUUACUAAAAAAAUUGUUUUGUGCAAAUUUUUAUAAUUCUUUGCGUAUUUCUUCUGUAUUUUUAUUUCGCCAUUCCACACGAUAGAUAUGUGUGCCAUAUGACUAAAGGACGUAACCUUUACAAAUCAAUUAGUAAAAUUGCUGCCCAAUCUACGAAUAUCUGUCUAUCUAGAAGUGAAAUAAAUUGCCGCAAGAAAUAUAGAAACCCUUAAAGAAAACUUUAAAAAAUUUCGUUGUAGUUUGCAGACACAUUGAUAUAUACACUAGGUUAGGUAAAGAUUAAUAUUAGUAAUCGAUUUUUGUCGUUAUAUUACCCUCUCGUUAUAUUAUCCUAGUAAUCUAUCAUAAAACUAUCGUGACUAACAUAAAAACCCAAAUAGACUCUUAUGAUUAUUACAACGUGAGACAGUCAGUUGAUAAAAAUUUUACAAUUUUUUUAAAUUACAUUAAUGAGGCAAAUGUAUUGUUUUAAUCAUCAAAUUUCCAUUAUGUGAUAAUAUAAUUGUCCUGCAAUAAUAAUUAUUGAAAUAAUAAUUAAAUGUAAUAACACGAGUGUUACGUAACAGUUACAUUGCUGAGUGGGAAAUUAAUGUAAUCUUACUCUUAGUUGGUGUUUAUUAUGACAUAUCGCACAGUCAAUCGCACAGAACAGUUUAGACACUAUUAAGUUGCGAGCUCACCAAAAUUGGGAAUCAUUACCGACCGAUCAGCUUGCGUAGUAAAAAUGUAAUUAACAACAUAAUUAAUAAUGUAAUUGUUCCGAAAGCUCGUCUGUAAUGACUCUCAAUUUUGAUAUAAUUUAGUGAGAUUCUAACUUUAUUAUGUCUAAAUAUUUUGCAACUGAAUGUAUAAUAGUAUUAAAGUGAGAUUACAGAAAAUUAAAUAUAAUUCACGAGAUAUUUCAUAUCUCGUAUUGAAAAAUAUCAAGUUGUAACAAAAUAUAAACUAUCUCGAGAAGUGUUCAAUAAUCCUCAAUAAUCUUACCCCUGUGUUUUUAUAAUACGCACAAUGACCAAAGGGAUACUGCAGAUUUUUAUGAACAAACUUCGUAAGUAUAUAGGAAUAUUUAAUCGAAAUAAAGAAAUAAAGAAAAAAGUUAACAUAUACAAUAAAACAUUACAAUAAAACUUUUAAUAUGAUUUGUUGCAUAUAUUGCUAUAUUAUUUGAUAUGUUGCUAAUCAUUAAAUAUAAUUACGAAUUUA